Molecule: messenger RNA, 3245 nt
Organism: Panicum hallii
Lineage: Eukaryota; Viridiplantae; Streptophyta; Magnoliopsida; Poales; Poaceae
Product: disease resistance protein RPS2-like
Exons: 1
Coding region: 396-3089 (897 amino acids)
Molecular function (GO): protein binding; ATP hydrolysis activity; ADP binding
Source: RefSeq, a predicted model, not a curated record
CGCCAUGCUGACUCUCGUGGUAGUCUCCUCUAGUGUCGUCGUGCGUUUAUUGAUUUCUUCCCUCUUGUGUGUUUCUUCGCUACUGAUUGCUUCACUAGCAACCUGCUACUUCAUCCGUUUCCUGUUGGCCUGCCCCAGACCCUCCAACCAAUUUGUUCAUCAUUCAGUUCCCGGCAGCCGGAAGCCCGGAAUCCCCGGUUGAUGCCGCCCACCGCUUGCAUCUCAGCUCCGGGGUUCCUAUGCUCAUCCAGACAGUCAAGGAAUUAGCGGUUGCUAGCUUUAGCUAAUUCUUCGCCAUCGGCGAUCAGAUCCUCCAAUUCGAGGCCAUUUUUAAUAUAAUUCUUGGCCCUGAAGGCAUCAAAGAGCACAAGGUUUGGAGAUUUCGGGUCGCGGUGAUGGAGUUCGUGGCCGCGGUGUUCCGGCCGCUCAAGGACUGCUUCGACCGGACCUACGGAUACGUCAUGUCGUGCGGCGAUUAUAUCGAAGCGAUGGGCCAUGAGAUGAACGAGCUCAAGAGCAAGCGCGACGAUAUCAAACGCUUGGUGGACGGUGCCGAGCGCCACAGCAUGGAGGCCACCAGCCAGGUCAAGUGGUGGCUCAAGUGCGUCGCCGAUCUCGAGGUCGCCGCUCUCCGUAUUGAGGACGACUACCGGGCACGGCAGAGGCUCCGGCCCGAGCGUUCCCCUGGCAUCAUGGCCACCUACUACCUCAGCAAGAAGGCCGACGAGAUGCGCGCCGAAGCCGCCAGAAUCAAGGAGAAGGGUAACUUCGACAAGGUCGCCGACGAGCUUGUGCAGAUCCGCGUCGAAGAGAUGCCGAGCGUGCCAGUAUUCGGCAUGGAAGCGCAGCUCCAGGAGCUCAAUGCGUGCGUCCGGGACGGCGGCAUCACCGGGAUCUACGGCAUGGCCGGGGUUGGCAAGACGGAGCUGCUUAACAAGUUCAACAACGAGUUCCUCAUCAAUUCUCAAGACAUUAAUGUUGUCAUUUACAUUGAAGUCGGCCGGAAGUUCAAUCAAGACGACUUCCAAAGAAUCAUUGGCGACCGAAUCGGCGUGCCAUGGGAAGAUAACAAGCUGCCCAAGGAGCGUGGCAAGGUGCUUUUCAGGGUACUUAGCAAGAUGAACUUUGUGCUGCUCCUGGACGACGUCUGGGAGCCUAUUAAACUCCAAUUUCUCGGCAUUCCAGUGCUGAAGCAAAACUCCAUGAGCAAGAUCGUCUUGACGACAAGGAUUGAGGACGUGUGCGACCGCAUGGACGUCCGCCGGAAGCUCAAGAUGGAGUGUCUCCCCUUGGAGCCCGCGUGGGAGCUCUUCUGCGAGAAGGUUGGCGAGCACCUGAUGCGUGCUAGCGAGGAGAUUCGGGACCACGCGAUGGCGCUCGCCAUGAAGUGCGGCGGCCAUCCCCUAGCGCUUAUCACUGUCGGGCGGGCGAUGGCCAGUAGGCGCGAUGCAAAAGAGUGGAAGCACGCCAUCACCGUGCUAGAGAGUGCCCCGUGGCAACUUCUUGGUAUGGAUACGGAAGUUCUUGUGCCUCUCCAGGAAAGUUACAAUUACUUGCCCAAUGACAUGAUAAGGCUCUGCCUACUGUAUUGCUCGCUGUUCCCAGAGGAGUUAUCCAUUCCCAAGGAUUCCAUCGUCGGUUACUGCAUAGGUGAAGGCUUCACAGAUGACUUGUUCACUAUGGAUGAGGAGUUCUACUUUUUCAAGGAUUGGGCCAAGAUUGCAUCUUUGCAAGAGAGAGGUGAGGAUGCGGAUCAUAUCAGGAUACAUCCCAUGGUUCGUGCCAUGGCUCUAUGGAUAGCAUCGGAGUUUGGCAAGAAAGAGACUAAGUGGCUCGUACGUGCUGGUGUCGGGCUGAAGGAGGCACCGGGUGCAGAUAAGUGGAGCGAUGCUGAGCGGAUUUCAUUCAUGGGGAACCACAUCGUCGAGCUGUACGAGAGACCUAAUUGCCCUUUGUUAAAGACGUUAUUGCUACAGAGCAACCCUUUGAGCAGGAUAUGUGACGGCUUUUUUCAAUUCAUGCCAUCUCUCAGAGUGUUAGAUCUGUCCCACACCUCUCUAAGUGAAUUACCUUCAGGUAUCAGUUCACUAGUUGAGUUGCGGUACCUUGAUUUGUAUAACACGAACAUCAGGUCACUGCCAAUGGAGCUAGAAUCUCUGGUGAAGCUUCGAUUCUUGAUUCUAUCAAAGGUGCCACUGGAAAUGAUCCCAGGUGGUGUUAUAUGCAGCCUCACAAUGCUACAGGUUCUGUACAUGGAUCACAGCUAUGGAGACUGGACGGUUGGUGAUAGUGGAAGUUGUGUCAGUUUUCAGGAGCUUGAGAGCCUGCGAAGGCUCCAGGCGCUGGACAUUACAAUACAAUCGCUUGAGACCCUUGAACAGUUGUCGCGAUCAUAUCGCCUUGCUGUUUCCACAAGAAAUUUAUUGAUCAAGACAUGUUCCAGCCUUACCAAUCUAGAGCUUACAUCAGCGAACCUCUGGAAGAACAUGAGUAACCUGAAAAGGGUAUGGAUUGCGAGAUGCAGCAACUUGGCGGAGGUAAUCAUUGAUCGUAUCAAAGAAACUGAUGAUCGCAUUAAACAUUCACGUGAUAAGCUGCAAGGCCGGCCGAUUGUUGAUGGUGAGCAGCACAUCCUUCCAAACCUGCACGAUCUCAUUCUUCAGGGGCUUCCUAAGGUAAAGAUCAUCUAUAGAGAAGGAUGUGUCCCGAAUCUAGCAUCGUUGUUCAUCCAAUAUUGCCAUGGACUUGAAGAGCUCCUAACUCUCAGUGAGAAAGACCCAGAAAUGGCGGCAAGUGACGGUGAAGAAGAUGCAGGAACCACGAAAGUCAUCAUACCCUUCCCUAACCUCAAGGAACUGCAUCUCCAUGGAUUGGCAAACUUCAGGACGCUGAGCAGCGGUAUAUGUAUGCUGCAGUUCCCGUCACUGGAGACCCUGAAGAUUGUCGAGUGCCCAGUGCUGAAGAAGCUGAAACUUUGUGCUUCAGGUCUGAAUAAGAUACAAUGCACAAGAGAAUGGUGGGAUGGCCUGCAGUGGGAAGACGAGGAAGCCAAGGAGUCUUUCGAGCUAUUGCUUCGUCCAAUGAGCUGAACUCAAUCUUGGUUACUACCUUUUUCUAAUUGAAAAUAUAGGCCCAUCUAGCUUUGUACUAAAGUAUAUAGAUCGACAACACAAGAUUGUCAUUAGUACAUUCAUUAUAAUUAUAUUUACAAGUAGCACGGGUAGUCUCGUCUUCCGGUCACCAAA